AUGCCUCCUCAACUGUAUGAAAGCCGUAGAAUCCCCAAGCCCAGUGGCCCCAACCCUGGUCCCCAUAGAAGCCCCAAGCCCAGUGGCCCCAACCCUGGUCCCCAUAGAAGCCCCAAGCCCAGUGGCCCCAACCCCAACACUGGUCCUCAUAGAAGCCCCAAGCCCAGUGGCCCCAACCCCAACCCUGGUCCCCAUAGAAGCCCCAAGCCCAGUGGCCCCAACCCCAACCCUGGUCCCCAUAGAAGCCCCAAGCCCAGUGGCCCCAACCCCAACCCUGGUCCCCAUAGAAGCCCCAAGCCCAGUGGCCCCAACCCCAACCCUGGUCCCCAUAGAAGCCCCAAGCCCAGUGGCCCCAACCCCAACCCUGGUCCCCAUAGAAGCCCCAAGCCCAACCCUAAAGGCUAA
Molecule: messenger RNA, 405 nt
Organism: Coregonus clupeaformis (lake whitefish)
Lineage: Eukaryota; Metazoa; Chordata; Actinopteri; Salmoniformes; Salmonidae
Product: proline-rich proteoglycan 2-like
Exons: 2
Coding region: 1-405 (134 amino acids)
Source: RefSeq, a predicted model, not a curated record